This is a messenger RNA of Oryza brachyantha (malo sina), 1120 nucleotides long. RefSeq names its product AP-3 complex subunit sigma. NCBI's taxonomy places the organism in Eukaryota, Viridiplantae, Streptophyta, Magnoliopsida, Poales, Poaceae. Bases 359 to 859 code for a protein of 166 amino acids. The transcript has 7 exons. Gene Ontology annotation, cellular component: intracellular membrane-bounded organelle; membrane coat. Gene Ontology annotation, biological process: intracellular protein transport; vesicle-mediated transport. The record is from RefSeq and is a predicted model, not a curated record.
CCGCUUGGGGUCGGAAGUCGGAACUCGGUAGUCCAUCGGAAAGGUAGAAGUAACCCGUGGCGCCUCUCUCCGCGGGCGAGCGGGCGGCCCAAGUGGACGGCGGGCGAAACGAGCAGGAGGACCGCGCGGCUGGAGGCACGACGGGGCCGGCCGGACCUCGUCGGAGGGGCGGGGGUCGGUGGCAGCGCCAGAGCUGGUCGACGGGGGGCCUUUGCGGCGGCGCGGAAGCUCGUCGGUCUUCCGUCGGCGCGAGGACUCGGCGGCGUUGCCGGAGCUCGUGGGCGCGCUGCUCGUGUGGCAGCGUGGGCGGAUCUAGCCGCAUCGCGAGUUUCUCGCCUCUUCCUUCUCUCCGGGGGCCAUGAUCCAGGCGGUGAUGGUGAUGAACACGCAGGGGAAGCCCCGCCUCCUCAAGUUCUACAGCUUCCAGCCCCCCGAGAAGCAUCAGGACCUCGUCCGCGGCGUCUUCCAGCUAUUGUCUGCAAGGCCGGACAGCGUGAGCAAUUUCGUCAAGGUUGAUGCAAUCUUUGGACCGGGAGCGAAACUGGUCUACAAGCAUUUGGCCACACUGUACUUUGUUUUUGUCUUUGAUAGCUCUGAGAAUGAACUUGCUGUGCUUGAUCUUGUACAAGUUUUUGUCGAAACAUUGGACAGAUGCUUCAAGAAUGUAUGUGAGCUUGACAUCGUAUUUAAUUUCAACAAGCUGCAUACAAUUUUGGAUGAAAUGAUACUUGGGGGACAAGUGAUUGAAACAAGUUCAGAGCAAAUAAUGAGAUCUGUAGAAGAGAUUGCAAGGCUGGAAAAACAGUCAAAUACAACUAGCAUCAUACCGAAGUCAAUUUCAGAGCGUUUCAGCCGUUGAGCCGUUAGAGCUUCACUUAUUUUAUGGACAAACGUUCAAUGCAUGAUAGAAGAAAUCCGAUCGAUUGCAUAUUCUACCUCUGCAGUUCUCCGAAGUCUUGAGCAUCUACCGUUUGACAAGAACUUGUAAUCGUCAUGGCGUAGAUUCAUCUGUUCCAGCAUGAAAUUGUAAGGUGUAACCUGAAACGUGAAUUCUUCGGCCCCUGAAUUAUCUGGCUAUGCUUGCCGAUUAAUUGCAAAUUGAAGUAUCAUGCCUCCUAAA